CCCGGAGAACGCGCACGCGCGCCGCCCCCGCCCCGGUGUCGACCGCCGCGCGUGUCGACUGGGGCUGUGACCUGCACCGGCCGGCCGCGGGGCCUGCAAGCGGCGCCUAGGCGGCGCAGUGACCGCGCUUGACUGCGAACCGGUGCGCGGCGAACACUACCGCCAUGAGCGUGGUCGGCGCCAAGCUGGGCGGCUUCGCCGUGCUGCUGCUGACCUCGUUGGUGCUGGGCCUGCUGCCGUUCAAGCUGACCCCGCUGCUGCUGCGGCGCGCCGGCACGCAGCACGGCCGUGUCAAUAUGGCGCUCUCCUGUUUACAGUGCUUCGGUGGCGGCAUCCUGCUGGCCACUGUGUUCGCACACAUGCUGCCCGAGUUCCGCCAGAGUCUGUCAGAAGUGGGGCCCGGCGCCGACUUCCCACUGGCCGAGGUGCUGCUCUGCGUCGGUAUGUUCACCAUCUACGCUAUCGAGGAACUAGUGACGAUCGGCGUCCGCCGCAGCAGCGGCGGCGGCGGCGGAGGCGGCAGCAGCGGCAACAGCAACGCGGAGGCGCCCAUUCUGAAGACGGCGUCUGGCGGCGGGGAUGGCGGCGCCGGGCCACCGGCUGCUGCGUCGCGGCCCGACUACGGCGCCGUGGUCGACUCGGCCGGCGGCGGCAGCAGCGGACACGGCCACUCGCACUCACACAUGGCACCGCCGGCCAACCUCGGCAGCUUCCGCGUGCUGAUCGUGGCCGUGGCGCUGUCGGUGCACUCCGUGUUCGAAGGUAUGGCGAUCGGGCUCGAGGCCACGGAGACCAGCGCCUGGCUGCUCACCGCCGCCAUCGCCACCCACAAGUCCAUCAUCGCCUUCUGCCUGGGCGAGCAGCUGGCCACAUCGCCGCAGCCACUGCGCACGGCCAUCAUCACCCUGCUGGUGUUCGUGCUCGCCUCGCCGGCUGGCAUCCUGAUCGGUAUGCUAGCCUCGUCCUCCGACGGCGAUGUCGCCUCGCAGACGCUCAUGACGGACGUGCUGCAGGCGCUGGCCGCCGGCACCAUUCUGUACGUCGUCCUCUUCGAGAUCAUCAGCGGCGAGCGCGCCAAGCCCGGCAACGGACUCGUGAAGCUGUCGGCCAUCCUAGUCGGCUUCGGCUUCAUGCUGCUGGUGACGAACCUGGUCAAGGAGCCGGAGCCAGAGUCGGACGGCACGGCCGUCACGUCGGCUUCUCCUCGGACCGCGGUCUAGCGCCGCAAGGCCGCAAAUGGUGCCGUGUAGGGCAUGCCGUCGAUGGUUGCGCCGUGCGCACGGAUUACUAGUGAGCCUUCACACCCUCUAAGUUUUGCUCGCUUUGACAGAGUUCGAGGAGGAUGACCACUUCCAGUCACUCUACCACCCCAUCUUGUUACGUAAGACUUCAUCACAGAACAGUCGCCUUGCGCGUUUGACUGCCAUCAUUCCAGACAGCCUUCUCAGACAAGUUCUGUGAACCAAUUCCGGCCGUACAGCUAAGGUCCUCUUGCCCGCCGAGUCUAGUCUAUGAAGCUGACUCCUAAUCCGAAUAGCAUUCACGCAUACGGGAGUGAAGCCUCGAUUGUACGAUUUCCUACCCCAAAGUUGACAAUGAUGCUAGAGGCAGCACGUCGCAAACGAUGUCGCCACUAUAUUUUUUCAGCGAACGGCGUCUAUUUUGAGCCAUGUACACAACUGCUGGCUCAAGUGUGCUCUGUUUGAACGGAUAACAUCGCGAUGCACGAUGGAAGGUGGUUUGAUGUAGAGUUAAGCGACUACUCUUGACUAACGCUGAUCUGAUGCCACUGUAGAAUGAAGCCAGUGCAUUUGACUAACGUUGAUUUGAUGAAAAUGAAGCGACUGCAUUAGACUAACGUUGAUCUGAUGUCAUUGCAGAAUGAAGCGACUAUAUUUUACUACGACUGUUAAGAAUGAAGGUUAGGUUGCUUUGAUUUUACACCGCCGUUUUACUCCGGCUGCAGUGCGCGCUCCGGCCAUUUGUUCGCAUCGAAACGCUACCAUUUUAGUUAGAUCGACAAUACGAUAGCCAGCGGUCCCCAACUUAAGCGAGCUUGCGUUCAACAUGUCUAUGAUUUGGAUAUCCAGACUCAUGCGAACCGAAGCAAUAAACCCGAUGGACAGUAACAGCGCGGCGUGCGGUUGUUUUAAUGGAAACCGUGACAAAACACGCAGGUAGGUAUGGGCAUACCAUGAGGUUGCCUUGUCAGGCCGUCUCUCAACGUCAGCA
Pollicipes pollicipes is the source of this 2232-nucleotide messenger RNA. RefSeq names its product zinc transporter ZIP1. Lineage: Eukaryota; Metazoa; Arthropoda; Thecostraca; Pollicipedomorpha; Pollicipedidae. The record is from RefSeq and is a predicted model, not a curated record. Gene Ontology annotation, molecular function: zinc ion transmembrane transporter activity. The transcript has a single exon. Bases 165 to 1220 code for a protein of 351 amino acids. Gene Ontology annotation, cellular component: plasma membrane. Gene Ontology annotation, biological process: zinc ion transmembrane transport.